AACAAAAAGAAUCGCCUCAUCCUCGAAUUUCGACGAAAACACUCAACCCUUCACGAUGUCGACCUUUGGGCAGUACUUCAAAGUUACUACGUACGGCGAGUCGCAUUGUCGCUCAGUAGGAUGUAUCGUCGAUGGUGUCCCUCCAGGAAUGGAGCUUACAGAAGAUGAUAUCCAACCGCAGAUGACAAGAAGAAGACCAGGCCAGAGUGCGCUGACCACGCCUCGCAAUGAAAUGGACUUGGUGGAGAUUCAAUCUGGUACAGAAUUCGGCGUCACUCUCGGAACUCCAAUCGCAAUGAUCGUACGAAAUAAAGAUCAAAGACCUCACGAUUAUGGAAACAAGACAAUGGAUCUAUACCCGAGGCCUAGUCACGCAGAUUGGACAUAUUUGGAGAAGUACGGAGUCAAAGCCAGCAGUGGCGGAGGCAGAAGCAGUGCCAGAGAGACGAUUGGAAGAGUUGCUGCCAGUGCCAUUGCAGAGAAGUACUUGAAGUUGUCCUACGGCAUUGAGAUUGUGGCUUUCGUCUCUUCUGUGGGUAGUGUACACAUGUUCCCUCCUACUGCGACGCAUCCUACACCAUCUACGAAUCCUGCCUUCCUUUCUCUGAUCGAUUCAAUUAGCAGAGAGAAGGUCGACGAAUUCGUUCCAGUACGAUGUCCAGACAAGGCUGCAUCCGAGAAGAUGGCGGAGUAUAUCGCAGAUUUCAGGGACAGACAGGACAGUAUUGGAGGUACGGUGACGUGUGUGAUUAGGAAUGUGCCUAGUGGGCUAGGAGAGCCAUGCUUCGACAAGAUGGAAGCUCUGCUUGCUCACGCAAUGCUGAGCAUUCCUGCUACGAAGGGAUUCGAGAUUGGCUCGGGUUUUGGGGGAUGCGAGGUUCCUGGCUCGACACACAAUGAUCCUUUCAUUCUCGCUCCGGAAGUACCACCACUAGAGACUGGCGCGACGAAGAAUGGCAUUCCCAGACCGAAGCUUACCACGAAGACCAAUAAUUCAGGAGGUAUUCAAGGAGGGAUCACCAACGGAGCACCGAUAUACUUCCGAGUAGCGUUCAAGCCACCUGCGACGAUUGGUCAAGCUCAACAAACAUCAACAUACGAUGGAGAUGCAGAGGGUGUAUUGGAGGCGAAGGGACGACAUGAUCCAUGUGUCGUUCCUAGAGCUGUGCCAAUUGUUGAGGCUAUGGCUGCACUGGCUGUUGUUGAUGCUUUAAUGGCUCAACAAUCGAGGCAGAUGACAAGAAAUCUUUUACCGCCAUUGAAGCAAACAAUACCGGCAGCUAAAUCUGCUCUUGAGACUGAGGCGAACGAAAAGCAUGGCGUCAACGGAGUUGCAAAAUAG
Molecule: messenger RNA, 1342 nt
Organism: Mollisia scopiformis
Lineage: Eukaryota; Fungi; Ascomycota; Leotiomycetes; Helotiales; Mollisiaceae
Product: chorismate synthase-like protein
Exons: 2
Coding region: 56-1342 (428 amino acids)
Biological process (GO): aromatic amino acid biosynthetic process; chorismate biosynthetic process
Cellular component (GO): cytosol
Molecular function (GO): FMN binding; chorismate synthase activity
Source: RefSeq, a predicted model, not a curated record